Pristis pectinata (smalltooth sawfish) is the source of this 1926-nucleotide messenger RNA. RefSeq names its product tetraspanin 15 (gene tspan15). Gene Ontology annotation, cellular component: membrane. The record is from RefSeq and is a predicted model, not a curated record. The transcript has 8 exons. Lineage: Eukaryota; Metazoa; Chordata; Chondrichthyes; Rhinopristiformes; Pristidae. The coding region runs from base 97 to 1017 and encodes 306 amino acids.
GAGUUGGGCGGCAUCAAGUUCAGGUAAACCGGAAAAUAAUUUUUCGCGAAGUACCUGAUCUCGUUCGGCAGCCAAGGUGAACCGUCAACAGCCAGGAUGGGGAAUCGUGCGCUGGGAUCGCGCAACCUCUGCCGGCGCCUCGAUUACAUCUGCCUCAAAUUCACUCUGGUCGCGUACGCUACAUUCUUCUGGAUAAUAGGAGGAUUAAUCCUCUGUAUUGGGAUAUAUGCAGAGGUUGAAAGACAGAAAUACAAAACACUGCAAGGUGCCUUUCUUGCUCCAGCUAUUAUCUUGAUUGUCCUCGGAAUUCUGAUGUUUGUGGUUUCUUUCAUUGGUGUCCUAGCAUCUCUCCGGGAUAACUUGUGUCUUCUUAGAGUGUUUCUCUAUACACUUGCAAUUGGAUUGAUACUUGAAUUGAUGGGUGGAAUUGUGGCAUUGAUCUUUAGGAAUCAGACAUUAGACUUUAUAAAUGAAAACAUCCGCCACGGAAUUGAGCAUUAUUAUGAUGACCUGGAUUUCAAGAACAUAAUGGAUUUUGUCCAAGAGGAGUUUAAAUGCUGCGGUGCACGUGAUUUCACAGAUUGGUCAGCAAAUAUGUACCAUCGUUGUGAAGGAAGUGUAACUGGUCCACUAGCUUGUGGUGUACCAUUUUCAUGUUGUAUACGUAAUAAGACAGAUGUUGCCAAUACAAUGUGUGGCUAUAAAACUCUUCACAAGCAUCGCCUCAGUGUUCUUCAAAUCAUCCACAUUCGUGGGUGCACAGAUACCGUACUGAAUUGGUUCUUGGCACACUACGUGGUUAUGGCUGCACUUUUAUUGGGUAUAAUAGUGCCACAGUUUUUUGGGGUUCUGAUAACUUGGCUGUAUACCACCCGAGUGGAGGACAUCAUCUAUGAGUACAAUGCAGUGGAUAUUGGUCUGAUGAGCGGACGGUCUUAUGGACAUCAAGGUGCAGAUGUCACUGCAUCAGGAAGAGGAUGCUGUUGGUGUUUACCUAAUCCUGAUGAUGUUGUAUAAAACUUGUUAUGAGGGGGUAACAACAUAGUGUAAUAAAUGCUAAGGAGGUACAACAGUUCUAUAACACUUUGUAAAGGUUCUGAUAAUCAAAGCCCGAGAGAGAGAGAGAGAGAGAGAGACUAGAGCAACAAAAUCACAAAUCUAUAUCUGUCAGAUGGCUCAGGGAUAUAAAGAAAAACAAUUUUGGAACUUGCAGCAAGUUUAAUAGAGAAUGAGGCAUAAUUUUCUAUGUCAGUGAGAUAUGAUAGAAACCACAAUGAAAUUGUUAAGAUAGCAUUCAAAUUCUCAGAUUUUAGUAUAGCUGCAUUUUCAGAUCUUAGUAUACCAGCAUGUUUUGUGCUGCCUUGAUUGAUAUCUUUCUGCCCUACUAUUUUUUUGCAAAUUCUUGUUCUUACUAUUUACUGCAAUGAUGCACUAUAUUGUAUUGGGCAUUCAAAAGCCAGUAGUGAGAUUUCCUCAUGUUUUGGUGUAAGAACCAGCAUGCUUCCCUGCUAUGCUGCAACUUGGUGUUUGCUACCUCUCAAUCUUGCUGCUGCCUCUUCAGUGUAGCACAGUGAUGUUUGCCACACCCUUCCGUUCCACCACAAGGUGACACUAAACAUUUCACAAAUUAAGACAAUAUCAGAAAGAAGUAAUCUUUCAUAAUUUUGGCCAGGGAUGAAUUGUGGAUAUGGGCUACCCUUGGUAUUGAUUAAAUUUAUAUUUACAAAGAUGGCCAAAUUGCACCCAUUCCUCCUGUGUAAGCUGUUAGCUUACAUUAUUCACCGACCCCUAUCCGGUAGUUCUGGGUUUUAGGUUGCAAUAAUAUAAUGAAGUGCUGAUACUGACAGGGAGUAUGUGAUUUUUUGGGGUUUUGAGUGGAUAUGUGUACAAUUGAUUUUUUUUAAAAAAAUAAAUAAGUGAUUUUGC